GUUGCACAGCGAAAUUGCGUGGUUGCGUGCCCGUCAGUGUUUAUUUGGACUUGCCUUGCGCCUUCCGAGGAUUUGGGAAAGUUCUGUAGACAACUUGAUCGUCAAAGUCACAGUCUUACAAAAACUUGUCAGGCAGAUACAGUCUAGUUACAGCUGGGUAACGGGCUAGCGCCUGCUGCCUGUAAGGUUUUCUGUUCAUAUCGAGUGUUGUCAGCUAGCUGGCUAACUUAGCUAGGUAGCCAUCGUUAACACAUUGAAAUUGCAAUACAGAACUGACUGGCAUUUGAAAUCACUUUGGCUAGCUAGUUAGACUAGCCAGCACAGGCGAGCGAAAUUAUUAAAUUGCGUGUUCUUACAGCUUAGCUAUCAACAUAGCGAGCAGCAAUGUUGAGUAAAACGGGUCUGAUGAAGAAUAUUUUGGGAUCCAUGAGUGGGUUCCCCAGUCAUCGUCUGAAAUUUGCAGAAAGUGCUGCAAACGCCGUUCAUCGGGAGAGAGAAAUUAUCAAAAGCAGAGAGUUGGAGAGAGAUGAGUUGCGGCCGCUAUACAUGGAUUUCCAGGCUACAACGCCGAUGGACCCACGAGUUCUGGAUGCCAUGCUUCCAUAUCAAGUGAACUACUAUGGAAACCCUCAUUCCAGGACGCAUGCGUACGGCUGGGAGAGUGAGAGUGCUAUGGAGAAAGCCAGAAAACAAGUGGCAGAUCUGAUUGGUGCAGAUCCCAGAGAGAUUGUGUUCACCAGUGGGGCUACAGAGUCCAACAAUAUGUCAAUCAAGGGAGUUGCACGGUUUUAUAAGGCCAAGAAGAAGCAUAUAAUCACCACACAGACGGAGCACAAGUGUGUGCUGGACUCCUGUCGAGUAUUGGAGGCAGAAGGGUUUGACGUCACGUACCUCCCUGUCCAGAACAAUGGCUUGAUUGAUCUGCAGCAACUGGAGGAAACCAUCCGGCCGGAUACAAGCUUGGUGUCGGUGAUGACGGUGAACAAUGAGAUUGGAGUGAGACAGCCAGUGAAAGAAAUAGGCCAUAUUUGCCGAUCAAAGAAUGUGUUCUUCCACACGGAUGCUGCCCAGGCGGUUGGGAAGAUCCCCAUCAAUGUUUCUGACUGGAAGGUGGAUCUGAUGUCCAUCAGUGGCCAUAAAAUAUAUGGCCCCAAAGGUGUGGGAGCGCUGUACGUGCGUCGGCGGCCCCGGGUUCGACUGGAGCCCCUGCAGAAUGGAGGAGGGCAGGAGAGGGGGCUGCGCUCGGGAACGGUGCCCACUCCCCUGGCUGUGGGGCUGGGAGCCGCCUGUGAGAUAGCACUGCAGGAAAUGGAGUACGAUCACGGUCGCGUGUCCAUGCUGGCAAAUCGUCUCAUUCAGAAAAUAAUGGGAGACAUACCUGAUGUUGUGAUGAACGGUGACCCUGAGCAGAGAUACCCAGGUUGCAUCAACUUGUCCUUCGCCUAUGUUGAAGGUGAGAGUCUACUGAUGGCCUUGAAGGACGUUGCCCUCUCCUCUGGCAGCGCCUGCACCUCGGCCUCGUUGGAGCCCUCAUAUGUGCUCAGGGCCAUUGGAACAGAUGAGGAUCUCGCCCACUCGUCAAUCAGAUUUGGCAUUGGGAGAUUCACCACAGAGGAAGAAGUGGACUACACAGCUGAGAAAUGCAUUCAGCAGGUUAAACGUCUGAGAGAAAUGAGCCCAUUAUGGGAAAUGGUGCAAGAGGGGAUUGAUCUGAAGAGCAUUAAGUGGACGCAGCACUGAAGACUCGGCAGGAAAAUGCUGGAAAGACCAGAGCAUCGUGUAUGCUAAUCGUGCAUAAUUGGCAUAUCAUGCUUAUAUACUCAGCGUGAAUUGCCACUCCUAGCGUAACUAGGAUAUUUUUCCUGAUGUUUCCCUGUAAUCAAAAGCAAACACGCACAACCUUUUAUUUAAUUUUUGGAAAUGAUGUGUUUAUUUUGGCAGACUAUGUUCUGUUACUUUGAAUUUGACAAAGUAUACUUAGUGCAUACAUUAUGUACUAAUGGAUGGGUGACGUCUCCAGCAGGGUCACAGCAACCUUUGAUGGGUUUUCUGACCGUUUGAUAUGGUUAUGGGUGAAGUAUUUUUUUAAACUGUGAUCGCCAAGAACUACAUUCCAGUAGGAUUCUAAGAAUUAAUACAUUAUGAUAAUAAUCUUCAAUAUUCAUUCAAUCUUCAAUAGGGGUUCACAGUAUCUGCACAUCACAGAGAACAUUGACGUUGUGAUGAGUGUUUUAUAGAUCCUGAUUAGCCUUGAAGUAUGAUUACAUUACAUAUUUGGCCAAAUUUGAAACAGUUAUAAUUUUGUUUCAGAUCAGAGUUCAUUGGCACCAUGAAACACCACCACAGCAUUGAGGAGAUAUGUUACAAGUAUGCUUUUUAUUCAUGUGCUAUGUUACCAUGUUAAGUACAUCACAAAUUUUAGACUGCUUUCCUGACUAAUACCCACUUUCCACUUGACUCAGAUAUUUUGCAAUACUUUCUUAAUAGGUCUAAGCUUAUAAGUAAAUGUCAAUAAAUAGAUGUAUGGACAUACUUGUGUAUUGAAAGCUAUGUUAAAGUUACAGUACUUAAUGGUAGCAACGGUUGAAGUUAAUCAAAACACCUGUACCAAAAAUCCAAAAAUAUAUAUAUAUUUUUUUCAAAAAUAUUUAGAAAUGUCUAAAUAUGCUUUGACCUAAGCAGCACUGAACCUCUUCAGCAAAACACACUAGGGGCUUAAUUUUAUUCAGUAAUAUAGCAACCACAUCUGGGCACCCUCAGUCAGGUAUACUCCACAAACACCCCAGUCUUCCAUCUGUGUACUUUAUCCUCUCCACAUUAAACCUCUGGCAUG
This is a messenger RNA of Megalops cyprinoides (Indo-Pacific tarpon), 2833 nucleotides long. It is a transcript of the gene nfs1, whose product is annotated as NFS1 cysteine desulfurase. The coding region runs from base 385 to 1740 and encodes 451 amino acids. Gene Ontology annotation, molecular function: pyridoxal phosphate binding; cysteine desulfurase activity. Gene Ontology annotation, cellular component: cytosol; nucleus; mitochondrion. The transcript has 13 exons. NCBI's taxonomy places the organism in Eukaryota, Metazoa, Chordata, Actinopteri, Elopiformes, Megalopidae. The record is from RefSeq and is a predicted model, not a curated record. Gene Ontology annotation, biological process: [2Fe-2S] cluster assembly.